AAGAUUGUUUUUGAAUUUCAGGAUCUUAGAGUGCCUCAAGUCCAUGCAAUUCUAAUGACAUUAGUUGGGGAAGUAAAGAAGGUUUAUCAUUGUGCUGGCCAUAUCAUGAUACCUUUAUAACUGUAGGCCACUGAAACAGAUGACAUUUACAUCAUCUGCCCUAUAGAUUCAUCAUCAUCAUCACUCCUUUGAGUUCCUUAUGGAACAUAGGGCCUCGACAAAAACACGCCACUUUCCACGGUCUCUUGCUAGCUUUUUGAUGGUGUCCCAGCUCUUCCCGGUCUUCUCUGCUUCUUCAAGUACACUGCGUCGCCAUGUUCUUUUUGGUCUUCCUCUGCGUCUUGUUCCCUGGGGGUUCCACUCUAAGGCCUGCCUAGCUCUGUUGCUGGUAUCUUUUCUAAGGGUGUGACCAAUCCAUCUCCACUUCCUCUCUAAGAUCUGCACUUCUAUAUUUUUCUGUCCACUCAUCUCCCACAGUUUGGUGUUUUCUACUUUGUCAUACCAGUGUAUUUUUAGGAUAUUUCUCAGGCAUCUGUUGAUGAAGGUCUGUAUUUUUUUUGUUGUGGCUUCAGUUGUUCACCAUGAUUCAGAGCCAUACAGUAGGACAGCCUUGACAUUAGAGUUAAAGAUUCUUAGUUUAGUCUUGUUUGAGAUGUAAGGAGAUUUCCAGGUUGGUUUUAGCUGUGUAAAUGUCUGACAUGCUAGAUUUAUACGGCGUUUAAUGUCUUCAUCUGUUCCACCUGAUAUACUGACUACACUCCCAAGGUAUAUAAAAUUUUCUACUUGGUCUAUUGUCUGAGAAUUCAAUACUAUGUCUCCACUUUGUUUAUUGUUUACUUUAAGUACUUUAGUUUUUUGGUGGUUUAUUUUGAGGCCUACUCUUUUUCCUACUUCGCUUAAAGCUGUGACCUUUUCUUGCAUAUCCUGUAGUCUGUGUGAUAAUAGGGCUAUGUCAUCAGCGAAUUCCAGAUCUUCCAGCUUUUGUAUGAGAGUCCAUUGGAUUCCUUUCCCUGCGUUAGAGUAGGCUUCUUUUGUGACCCAAUCCAGUACUAGAAGGAACAUGAGUGGUGAAAGAAGACAUCCCUGUUUGACUCCUGUUGUGACUGGAAAUUCCUCUGACAGCUUGCCACAGUGGGUUACUUGGCAGGUGAAACCAUCAUAAAGGUUCUUGAUUAUGGUUAUUAUUUUAUUGGGGAUCCCAUAAUGUCUCAUUACAGUCCAAAUAGAUUCUCUGUCGACACUAUCAAAAGCUUUUUCAAAGUCAACAAAAGUUGCAUAGAGAGGAGAUUGCCAUUCGACACAUUGUUCUACAAUUAUCCUGAGUGUAGCUAUUUGGUCAGCACAAGAUCUCCCUUUUCUGAAUCCGCCCUGUUCUUCCCUUAGGUGUUCAUCACAUGCUCCCUUUAUUCUGUUUAGUAGGAUUCUGCUAAAAAUCUUGCUUGGUACUGACAGCAAAGUGAUGCCUCGCCAUUUCUCACAUUGUGAUAGAUCUCCACUCUUUGGUAUUUUUAUUAGCAAGCCCUAUAGAUUGCAAGUUUUAAAAGGCAUUCUUAUUACAUUUUAAUCCGCAACUAUUCUAAAAAUUAUAAUCAUUUUUUCAGACAUUUUUUCUUUUCUGAGCCACUAAAUUGAUGAUUAUGUUAAAUCAACAAUUGAUUUUAAAAUAAUAUUUCUGAUUUACUUUGAUGCAAGAAAAGGCUAAUAUUAUAAGCAAUACUUACUAUAGUCAAAUUAUGCACUUUUAUAAAGUAUGCUAAGCAGGCUUAAACAAAGCAUAAAAAAAGAAUAUUUGCUAUUGAUCUUUUAGAAAAUGGGGCUAUAGAAUAUACAACUAUCUAUUUGUUAUAAUUUUAAUGAAGGUUUUUUUGUUUUUACAUUUUAUCCUCAAAUUUAAAUCAAAACUAUGUCAAUAGCUAUAUGUCUUCAUAAGUUAUAACUAAUUUAACAUGUAUUUAUCUUUGGAAUGUUUGUAAAUUGUUUUACAUGUUUCGGAUGUCCCUUCAGAGUUGAAGAUAGUUUACUUCCUAGUCCAAACCUCCCUCAGGGUGACGGGGGAUGGGAGCAGGCAGGGUUUGAACUAGAGACCAUCGAUAAAUCCGAUCGACAGUCUAGCGCGCAAACUGCACGACCUGGCAGUCAGGAUCGUUAUCUGGCACAUACAACUCAAUUUACUUCUAUUGGCUGGAAAUAUUUAAAGCAUGACAGUGGCGUAGGUAAAUUACCAAAUAGUGGAUCUUAUGUUGGAUUGAUCAGCCCUGAUGAACUGACCUGACCAUUGUAAUUGAAACCAUAACUCAUGACCACUCUAUCUGUAUAGGUCCUGGUAUACCCUGGGAUGAUGUUCACCCACAACUUUUAACUUGAAAUCUUAAAAGAAGUUUUGCUAAACUAACAAGCAUGAAUGUCUGGUACAGUAAGAUAGGGUUAAUGGUCAACCUGACAUUAUGGUUCAUUCAUUGGGACAGCUAAUGUUUGUGUCUGACCAAGCAGUUCUCAAGUUAGGGCUUGAUGAAGUCUACAAACUGACCAUUAUAUCUACUGGACAAAAAAGGAUCUUAUAUGUAUAUUUUAAACCUGGUCAAUGCCUAUUUCUCCACUAUUGUCGACAUCUUGAGACAUCACCAUCGGCAGAAACCGAAGACGGCUGAUACAUUUGUGUGGGUGAAAAACUGAAGGCAUCGCUCGAAGACAGCUGAUACAUUUGUGUGGGUGAAAAACUCAAGGCUUCGCUCGAAGACAGCUGAUACAUUUGUGUGGGUGUAAAAUUCAAGGCGUCGCCUGAAGACAGAUGAUACAUCGUUUCCACGUGAGCGCUCGUCACCAACUUUUGACACGCUCUUGCAUUGUCGAGGUUUCACCUUACAUUGCUAUACAGAAGGUCCUCCAUUUAGACCUCUGUUCACUUAUGGUCAUUCUAAUUUUUCAGAGACUUUACAUAUUUGGAUUAUCUAAGCUGAAGUUCUCCACUUAAGUACUGUUGGAUUAUUUAUACGAAUGUUCAAGUACUUUUGGAUUAUUGAUCUUUGACGUUGAAGUUGGACUAACUUGUACCUAUUGGCGCUCUCCUAGUCAUCGUUGUACGACGAAGAAAUAACACAUGCCUGCAUUACUACACUUACAUUUUGGAUUAUCUUAUUGGAUUAUUUGGAUUACCUGUUGGACUUGUGUUAAUUGUAAAGGUCAAGAGGAAAUAUUUUUUGACAUUACUUGAGCAUUUGAGCCAUCUUAUGGCAUAUGACUGGAUUAUUUUACUACUACUUUGAUGCUCACAUUGAUGUGUAUUCUCAAUCGGAUUACUUAGUUACCUUACCCAUGGAUUAUUAUUGAACUACUCAAGCUGUAUUUGUAUUUGACAAGCUACAAGAGAGGAUUAAUCUACAUCAGUCUACAAAAGAAAGUCUGUAAGUUAUAAUUAAGGAUUGAAUAUAUUCAUAUGAUUAAUAAAGUACAUUGAUUUUGCUGUGGUAUAGCAGUAAUUGAAGUUGAUUAUAUGUAGAGUUAGUGAUUGAUAACUCUUGGAACCAUAUUAAAUUGAUUUUCAUUUUUUAUAUUUGUUACCUUAAAGGGCGGUCGGCGUGGGUCUGUCUUAUGUUUUGAGACUGAAUCGGCACAAUUUAUUUGUUCCGUUCCAUUUCACUUCAUCUGAUAGGGAUCUUUAGGGAUUUUCUUGUUGUUCUCCUAGUCCUAAUAAGGUCCGAGUAGACCAGCCUUGUUCGGUAGGGACUUCUAGAUCAUUUUGAAAUUUUUUGUUUAGUGGUAUAUAGUUUUGUUUGUACAAUCGUAGUGUGAUUUCUCUUUGUAUUCAUAUUGUUUGUUUGUGUAAGUCUUGUAUUUACAUAUCUGUGAUUCUCUUGUCAAAGUCUUCUAUUUAUUGAUUUCUUUUAAAGCAGACUGUAUUGUUAUCUAUAUUGUUUUUGUGUUCGUCACCUAUACUUUAAUUUAUCUCUUUAUUCUCUCAUUAAUUAAUUUUUUUUUCAUUUUUUCACUGCACAUAUAACAUGUUACAAAGAUAUAUUUGAAGUAAUAAUAUUGUGUACAUAUAUACUAUCACUUGAAUUAGAGCCUUAUUUUUUGAGCUCUUGUACUUAUUUUGUAUUGACACAUUUCUCGUACUCUGAUUAUUUUGUUGGUACAUUUUGACGCAACACUUAUUACUAUUGACUCAUUUGUACAUUGUAUUUGGCACACAUUGAUUACAAACUCAACACAUUUAUUGGCCAUCUAUUAUUUAAAUAUCAAAGAUACAUGCAAAGUGAGACAUUAUUAUUUGUAUUUUGAUAACUAAGCACUCACUACACAGUUAAUACUACAUACAGAUUGGAAUCCUAUAUAUUUGUUGACUUUAUACACGUUGAAGAUUAUUUAAUAUUUAUUGACAUUAUACACACUUGAAGCCUAAACCCAUACCUAUCAACAAUGUCUAUCUAUGAUAAAAUCUUGGAGUUGGCCAGAGAAAUGGAAUUGAAGGGUGAAAAGAAAAGAGAAUUUAUCGAAAGAGAAUUGGAUGAAUUAAAGAAGAAAGAACGUGAAGUAGCGGAACGAGCGGCAGAAAGAGCGCAUCAGAAAGAAAUAGAGGGAAAAGUUGAGUUAGCUAAACUGGAAGCUGCAAAAGUGAAUCCGAACAUAUUACAACCACUGACACAGCAAGCCAAACCAUACGUCUCGAAGUUCCAUAAGUUCAAUGAGAAAAACGAAACUCUUGAAAACUACAUUGUGCAAUUUGAGCACAUAGCCUCAACGUAUGACAUGUCUCCUAGAGAUAUGGCCAAGCACCUACUCGCCAAUCUUGCAGGUGAACCGCUGAACAUAAUAGCCACCCUGACACCCGAACAAAAGACUGACUACAAGGCUGUGAAAAACAGACUCCUCGAACACUUUGGCAAAUCCGAGGACCACUACAGAAAACUCUUUCGAGACAUCAGAUUGCAAAAGAACGGUGAUUACAACAGAAUUAUUUUUGAAAUUAAGCAAAAUAUCUUAAAGUGGCUUGAACUCUCCAACUGUGAUAUGACGAGACCAGACCAAAUCAUUGAUAUGUUCUUAAUUGACAGUGUACUAUUGAAUGUUACAGACAACAUUUUCACUUUCCUGAAAGAGAAGAAAAUUAAAAACGAAACAGAACUCAUAACUAACCUGAAUUUAUUCAAAGACAGCCAUCCCAAUCACACCAUCGACAGAAGAGACCAUCAAAUAGCUGCCACCAUUAACACUGAUUCAAGUAAAUUCAAAUACAGCAGCAACAAUAAAACCUGCUUUAACUGCGGCAUAAAGGGUCACAUAAAGAGCCAAUGUAGAUCAAUCAACAGAAGCACUUUCCAGUAUCAAAGUGGCACAUAUCGAGACAAUAAAUAUGACAACAGAAGAAACAGCAGAGCAACCCAAAGUUACAGCCCUAAUGAUAGAAGAAGGCAAUACAACACCAACAACGAUAAUUACAACUUCCAGAACUAUCAAAGAAGACAGCAAUACAAUACCAACAACUUUCAGAACUAUCAUAGACAAUCCAGACGUGAUGGCUACGAACGAAACAGAUACAACAGAAAUACUUCAAACAGAUGGCAAAGUAACAGCAACAAUAGAAUCCAUAGACGCCCUAGCAGUUAUGACAACUCAGCCGCAACCAUCGACACUCACGAACACGAACAUGUAGCAUUCAUGAACUCAACUCUAGAAAAUAAUUCCUAUCCAUUACUUACAAACGGGCUGGACAACGCAUCACGAAACAGUAACAUUAGAACUGGAAACACACAUGACACAAGUAGUUAGCAAGCUAGACAUAGGGCAGCACAACAUACAAUUUUGUUUAUUAUACAAUAGGAUACAACACCAUCACAAAAUCACUAAAUAUCAGUAAUAUAACUAAACAAUGACAUUGUUCACAUAAGUCAACAACUAUAAUUAUCACACUAUUUUACAUAACACUAGCAUCGUUAAGGACUCAUUAGCCAGUACAAGUGUAAUUCAUUGAAUCUGUUGAUGCCAUAUUCUACAUAUAACUUUGAUUGUAUUUGUACACAUGACACUUCAAAAGGUCAUAUGUGCCCAAUUUUUGCAUAUGUGUAAAUUAUUUUUCCAAGAGUCCAUUUGAACAGAACGCAGUCAUAUUAAAACCUGAGUAUGUGACACUAUUUAUUGAAAUGUAUUUUUCAUUUUUUCAAAUGUACAUAACCUUUGUAAAUUGUAUAGAUAUGACUGUGACAUUGAUCUUCACUGAUGAAUUUAUUUUUUCCCACAUAUCAGUUUUGAAGACUAUUUGAGCUUAAUUCGAGGCUUGAAACGAUACACUUGAUGAUAUGUAAUGCAAACAAUGAUUUUUUGAAAAGAAUAUUGUAUUUAAUUAGUGAGAUGUAUUUGAGCAUUACUGAUGGCUUGAAAAAUAAUUGAUACUGUGUAAUGCAAACUGAAUCUUUGAAUAGAAGAUUGUACUUAAUAUGAGAAGUAUUGGAGCAUUAUUGAUGGCUCAUGAAGUAAUAUAUAUAAUGUGUGAUGUAAUCGCUGAUUUUUUGAGGAGAAGAUUGUAUUUAAUAUGAGAAAAUUAUUUGAGCAUUAUUGAUGGCUCGUGAAGCAAUACAUUUGAUGUGUGUCGUAGACACUGACUUUUUGAGAAGAUUGUAUUUAAUAUGAGAAAAUUAUUGGAGCAUUAUUGAUGGCUCGUGAAGUAAUAUAUUUGAUGAUGUGUGAUGUAGACACUGAUAUUUUUUGAGAAGAUUGUAUUUAAUGACAAAACUUUUGGAGCAUUAUUGAUGGCUCAAGCAGUAUAUUUUAUAUUAUGUGAUGAUAACACUAAUUUUGAGAAGAAUAUUGUAUGGAUAUGAGAAAACUAUCGAAGCAUGAUUAAUGGCUCGAAGUAAUAUACUUGAUUUUUGAAAGAACAUUGUACUUGAUUCAUGAAGACUAUUGGAGCACUAUUAAUGGCUCAAAGUAAUAUAUUUGAUUUUUGAAUAGAACAUUGUAUUUGAGUGAUGAAGACUAUUAGAGCACUAUUAAUGGCUCGAAGUAACAUAUUUGAUGUUACAUAACGUGAAAAGCUGAUUCAUUUUUUCGAGAGAAGAUUGUAACUUACACUUAUGUUAAAAGAACUUUUUGUGCUCACAGUAAGACAUAUGAGCCAAAUGAAUAUCAUGAUAACGACCUUGAUGCUUUAAUAUGCUUAUGACUUUGAUGAUUUAAAUAUGUUCCUCAUAAAUCAUCAUUAAAGAAUAUAUUUUCUUGACUUUCAUGAUUUAGUAGCAUUGUCAAAACAUUGCCAUUAUUUUUGUACAUAAACCAUUGAGACAACAUAAAUAUUUAUUAUAGAUACAUUUCACUUGCAUUGAUUUAUUUUAAAGAACAUUGUCAAUAUCUUUUCAUUUGACCAUGUAACCAUUGUCAAUAUUUUUCAUUUGAUUAUGUAAACUGAUGGGAUAAACUAAGUAUAUUUGUAUACGAGCAUUUUUCAUGGCUGCUCAUUCCUUUGUAAAAUUAAUAUUGAAAGCAUUCUUUUGAUAAAUUGAGAAUUUACUUUGAAAUUUUGUGUAAAGAAACACUUGCUUUUUGAGUAAUGUUGACAACUAUGAGUAUUGUCUACACAGACAAAUAUUUUUUCAAAUAUUGUAAGGUCAAAUGAGACCAUAUAUUAGUCUCAUCAAAUUUUUUGAUGGCAUGAUAAGACAUGUGCCAGAGAUUAUAGCACACAUUGUACAUUUGUAUGGAUUAUUUCUCUCUCAAAAGAUGUGACUAUACAUAUAAUAGUAUUAUUACUUAAAUUUCAAAAGAUUUUUACAAAAUCUUUUUUUUUUGAGGGAAAGGGCGUAAUGUCACAGUCUUAGUUGACAUUGCAUGAUCUAAAGUUCACAUCAUGUUAAUAGUUUAAAAGACACGUGGAAUUCCUAAUGUAGAAAACAGGAAGUAGAAUGAAUAAAGUUGACUUUGAAGUCAGUCAGUCAGUCAAGUAAAGCAGUCAAGUGAAGUCAAGUUAGAAGUCAAGUGUUAUUCUUUGGACCGAGUGGUCAAGUAUAUUUUAGUCCGGGAUGGACAGUAGCGACUUAGUAGUAGUGUAGUAAUUUCAGUUAGAAAGUAACUUGUGGGCAGUUGUUGCCAGUGGUCUUUUGAGACAUGUAUUAGUUAAUCUAUAUUUCUACACAGUGUUGCCCGCUGAGAUGCAGACAUGAUUUGUUGUUAACGUAUUGGAUACUUUUGAUACCGCUGUUAUGCGGAUAGGAUUAUUAUUUCUUGACUUGUAGCACUAACAAGGAGUGCAGUAUAUUAUUAUUAUUAUAGUAAAAUAAACUUCAUGUUGUCUGCUGAACGGACUUGAGUCAGUCGUAUAGUGUUUGUCUUGUCACGUGUCUAGAGUACUUCAGGAAGUAAGAACUCAAUAUUACACCAUUCAACGUUCAUUGACAGACCCCCUCCCUCCCAACCAUUUCCUCUGCCUUAUCUUGAUGACUUUGACUUUAAUUAGACAUUAAGCUUUCCAUGUGCUGAAAUUUAGCAUUGUAGAACGGGAAAUAAAUUGUCUAUGACAGUUCAAAGUGUGUAUACAUUUUUUUUGACGCACUCUGUAAAUAUAUUGUAUUCAGUGAUUUUUUUAUUUUACCAUUUUCUAAUAUUAGUUUGUUAGCUCAAUAACUAUUAACCUUUUAGAUUGUUAUCUUUCAUAAUGUUAAGACUAGAAAACAAGAUCUCAAAAUUAUAUUUAGGACGAUGAUUACAAUUACUUAGUCAAUUACUUAGAUAAAAUAAUUAUAAAACAAAAGUUAUAUAAAGACAUAAUUAUACAAUGUUUAUAUAAUGUAUGUUCAUAAAAAUGUGUAUAGCAGUGUUAUGGAGUGUGUGUGUGUGGGUGUUUCCAAGGUAACGUUGAGAAAUUAGCGAUUGGUUGGCGGAUAUGCAGUGAGGAUGGUGAAAUUACAAAAAUGGUCUAGUGUAAUGCAAAUUACCCAGGGAUCUGAAACUGUACAGACAGGUUUUUUGUAGUGAGUUAGAUUUUGUUUAAAAUACCAUUUUAUAUUAUUGCUACUAGAUUUAUUUCAUUUCAUCUAGGUUAGUAUUAGGGUUAGUGUUAUGUUGUAAUAAAAGUUAUAUUUAGUUUUGUUUCAAAAAAGACGUUUUUUCAAGUUUCAUAUUAAAUAUAUAUAUAUAUAUCCAAGCAGUAGUUCUCACCAAACUUUCAUACACUGGCAGAACUACCUUAAAAAAAUGUUCUGCUGGAGGCUGGUGUGGGUAGUAUAGAAGAAAUACUUAUUCAACAGCUGUGAUGGGUUGGAAAAUUAUCCCACAUGGGGGGCGACUGCAUGCCAAAUGGUAUCUUCAAGGAUGGCGUAAAGGGGUACUCCUGUAAGCACUAUAAAGAUUAACUCAGGCACCUUUUUGCCAUAGAGGAAAGUAGGUUGUAAUAGGGUUUAUGAAAACACUGCACUCAUCUUUUAUCUUCAGCAUCAUUAUUAUUAUUAAACCAUUAAAUUACUCAAAUUUUGCUUUGUUAAAUAGCCAUGUAGCGAUUUACUGCUGCUGGGGUGAACAAUGCUUAAAAAAAUAAAAAUAUGCUGUGUUUUUACUUUGGCCCAGCGGUGGCUCCCACAUUUAUGUCUUUUGUAUUUUUCUAUACCAGUUCUGUUACUAUGCAAAUGCAAAAAAAAAAAUGCAAGUUGUUGCACUAUUGAUAUUUUUUAUACAAAUUUUUUAUUUAUAUUAUUAAUUAUUUAUUAUUAUCUAAGCAUCUGUUUGUAUUUGAGCUGGGUAAUGAAUAUAGAUUCUUAAAUUUAAUUGUUGUUUGUUGCUUUACUCACUUUUAAACUGUGACCAUGUAAAUUUUGUCUAGAUGGAGAAUGGUAAUGUCUUAGUGUCAAUGAUUACAUUGAGAAUGGUAAUGUCUUAGUGUCAAUGAUAACAGUGAGAAUGGUAAUGUCUUAGUGUCAAUGAUAACAGUGAGAAUGGUAAUGUCUUAGUCUUAUUGAUUAGAUUGAUAAUGGUAAUGUCUUAGUGUCAAUGAUUACAUUGAGAAUAGUAAUGUCUUAGUGCCAAUGAUAACACUGAGACAAUCAUUAGAUUGAGGAUGGUAAUGUCUAAGUGUCAAUGGUGUAACACUAUGAUUAGAGUGAGAUGCACGAGAUGAUUUCAGUUCACGUGAAAAUAGGUCUUACACAUUGUCGAGCAAAGAGGUACCAUUUUUGAUCACAUGACCACGAUUUUUUAGUAAGUUAGCACCAUGAUGUAUCAAGAGACGUAGGUGUCUCUGUUUUAUGAAAUUGGAUUAAAUAAUAUGAGUACCUAAUUGGAGAUAUUUCUAAAGAUGUAGUUUGUAUUUGAUAUGAAAUAAUUCGUGAUGAUAUUUUAUGGCUGAGAUUGCCUACUUUAUGAACUAUUAUUUGAUGUAAUAAAUAUUUGUCUGCCA
Molecule: messenger RNA, 10375 nt
Organism: Biomphalaria glabrata
Lineage: Eukaryota; Metazoa; Mollusca; Gastropoda; Planorbidae
Product: homeobox protein 2-like
Exons: 5
Coding region: 4417-5766 (449 amino acids)
Molecular function (GO): nucleic acid binding; zinc ion binding
Source: RefSeq, a predicted model, not a curated record